This is a messenger RNA of Jaminaea rosea, 3164 nucleotides long. RefSeq lists its product as hypothetical. The record is from RefSeq and is a predicted model, not a curated record. Bases 266 to 2899 code for a protein of 877 amino acids. NCBI's taxonomy places the organism in Eukaryota, Fungi, Basidiomycota, Exobasidiomycetes, Microstromatales. The transcript has 4 exons.
CUUGAUGCUCUUGACUUGACUGAGCGGCCGUCACGGUGUGAGAUGCAGACUCAAUCCACGUGGCGCGACGAACGGAAGCAGCUUGCUCCUCCCGCGUGGCUUGGCCAGGUGCUUUGCCUCGCCGCCGCCGCCGCCGCUUUCGCGACGUCAGAACGACGACCCGUCGAGAAGGUCACGGCCAACAUCACAGUAGCAUCGACGUGACCACUCGCUGCAUCGAAGUCGACAUUGGUGCGAGCACGAAUCGCCGUCGCAGCAUCAGCACAUGGAUCUUGAUCAGGAGCAGUCAAGUGGUGCUGCUCCAGCCGCCACGGCCGCCAUCGAUCAUUCGGACUCGGCGGACUUGGCCGCGGUGAUGCCAUGGUCCAGUCCAGCGCCAUCCGCAUCAGCCAAUGUCGGACAGGGAUCAUCUGGCGAGAUACCAGCCGAUCGCAUGUAUGGCAAGCCAUCGAUGACUCGCACAUCACCGCCAGUGGUCGAAUCAGUGCAGCCUCCGCCAUCCGCACCAGCGCAGCCCAUCGAUGCUCCAAUCGCCUCUUCAUCAUCCUCACCUCUCGCCCUAAACAGCAGUAUCAGCGCGGCGGGAGACAGUAGGAAGGAGGCACGAGGAAAAAGAGUGCUGCCCGCUCGAUUGAGAAGGGUAUCGGCGCUACUGGGAGGUGACGGACUGGACGAGGUCAAUGGCACCAGCGGGCGUGAAAGCACUCCCCUUCAUCGCAGCCUGCCAGACUCGACAAUCAUCGUCAUUUCGUCGAGGAAUCAAGAUGCAGUCCAAGCCUUCGACGCUCCGCUGGACGAGGAAGGACUGGACAGCCUCAGCUUCUUCCAGGACCCCAAGAUGGUCAUGGCGUGCCGUGAAAAGGCUCUCAUCGAGACGCCCGACUUCAAGCUAAGGGAUGAUGCUAGUCAGAUGGGAAAGACGAGGGGUGGAGCAUUGCGUUCAGAGGUGAGUGAGGACACAUCGGAUGCAGCAUACGAACGUCGGCAUCGUCGACCAGACAACCUCGAGAAGAAGCAACGUAGGAUGGAGAAAGAGCGCUUGAUCAAGGACAGGCAACGUCUGCGAGACCGUAUCGAACAGCUCAAGACCGCCGACCCACGAAUGCUCAUGCCCAUCAUCGCAGCUAGAGAGAGUCAAUUGCCAGCGUCUAGUACAGCCGGCAAUUCAUUCCGAGGAGCUGAGGCUGCCAUAGGGCUAGGCAAGCAGAACAUGAGCGUUGAAGCAGCGAACAACCUCAACAAGAUCGAGCAGCUCCGCAAGGAGCUCAUCGCCGAGACAAAGGAGACAUUGGCCCGCUACGACGCUGUGCUCAGCCUCGCUGUACCUGUGGCCGAAAGUCCCGCUCCAGGGUCAAGCAGCGGCACAGCCUCGUCGGGCUCUACCGCCCGCAACAAGGCAAACAAAGCUGGCUCCCCCUCUGUUUCCCACAAGACGCGGCUGUCCUCCAGCGGUACCGCCGCUACACCCCCACCACGCAAGCCUCGCGCCGUCUCCAACGCUGCCUCGCCCGAUUCUUCCGAGUCUGAGGUCAUCAUCCGAGCAGAAAAGGAGCACCGCAACAUCCACGCCCGCACCUCGGGAGGUCGUUUUGCACCUCGCAGCGCCGUCAUCGAUCCCAACGACCCGGAAGGUGGCUACAAGCCAGCACGUAAACCUCGCCCGUCCGAGUUGGUCAAGAAGGCGCAAAAGGAGGCCGAGCGACAGGCCAGGGCCGCUGGGCUUUUGCCUCCCAAAAAGAGGAAUUCGAGUAAGGGCAAGGCGAAAGCGAAGAUCAAGUCUGCUGCUAGCCCUGAGACGGAAGGUGAUGAAGAGUCAGAGGAGGCGCAGGAAACAGACCCAGAGGUCCUCGAAGCUCGAGCCAUGAAUCGCACAGGACCAAGCCUCGCCGAGCUAGAAGCGGCGGAGCGCCGUCCUAAGCGUGUGAGGCUCUUGAUUGGGCAGCGAAACAAGGGAGAGGGGAGCAGUGGCAGUAGCAGUGGGGCCGAAGGCGAUGAAGACGCUCAAGCAACGGCCGCAGCAGCAAACGAGCCGAUCGCGCCACGCUUCACGGCCCCAGGCGCACUCUCGCUCGAGCAGGCUCAAAAGAUGAUGGCUGCGGCUAUGGCUGCUGCGCGAGGUGGGCCGAGCUCGAGUCCCGCCGCCGCUGCUCCGGGUGGGGACGAAGGUGCGGCAGGUGGUAGCAGCAACGGCACUGGCGCGCCGGCGGGGUUUGGCCAGCCCUCGUCGGGCGAAAGUUCGACGGGGGCGACCGUAGCAGCGACGCCCGAUGAGAGCGGUGGGAGUGGUAGCCAUGAGGCAGUAGGACAGCCAACGAUUGCGGCAUCAGCGGCUACAGCGGCAUCUGAAAGCAAGUCUGCUCGGGAGCCGGAUGUAGGCGGAACGGCUGGUCCAGCUAAUGGAUCACCGGGCUCAGCCGAGCAAAGCAAGCCAAGCACCACAUCGGCAUCCACCUUGCCCGUCGAUCCCCCCGGAUCAUCAUCAACACCCACCUCCACCUCCUCCUCACCAAUCAAAACGCCCCUUGCGCCACGACGCACUUCGAAUCGAGUACGCGGAGCCUUCGGCGAGAAGUUGUCGCAGCGCGCAUUUCAGCAGGAAGACUUUGAGUUUGUGCUUGUAAGAGAGGGUGUGGUGAGCAAUGAUGCAGAUGAGGCCGUCGCGAAGACAGAGGCGACGACGAGCGGAGAUCAGGAAGCAAAAGUCGGAGCGGCUCGAGAAGAGGUGACAGGGAGCAAGAUGGAGCUCGACGUUCGCCAGGUUCCUGCGCACCAGCAGCAGCCUACCCGUGAGCGAGAAGUGCAAGACGCGAUGGACCUGGACGACUUUCUCGUCAGCGAAGGCGUGAAGCCUGGCGCGGCAAAUAUGGAGACAGGAGCGUCGAGCUUGCCCGGCCAGUAGGCCAGCUGCGUGAUCAUCUCUGGCCGUUCAGCGCACUCGCCCUCUAAUCUAUAUGUAUCACAGCCGCUCCCCUCGUUUCCAUCCAAUACACGCAUGACCAAGCCUGCCCCACGACCUGCUCUGUCGCCCUCAUUGCCUCACGCCAGGCCCCCUAGGCUUCAACUCCUCACCAACUUUGUUCUCAUCGGCACUCAACUCCUUCCAAUCCUUGAACACCAUAGGCAUCUCCUCCGGCUUGAGACCCGGCUGGUUCUUGAAUCGCUCA